CGAUACAAGUGCACGGACAAGGGGACUUCCGAGGGAGCAAAGAUGGCGCUGCCCAUGUUAAGAGGUUGUUACAGAGUGCCAUCAACAUUUAGCUUCACUCGCUUGUUUUUAAGUGAAGGUGUUAUCCUGAACAGAUGCGCUAAAACGCGGCUACCGUCUUCACCACAUGCCGCUUUGACAGCAGCGGUCCGCCCGUACAGUUCCGACCCGGGCGGGCAGAAGCAGCACCAGAAUAUGAUGGUGCUCGGCGUCCCGAACCUUUUCAUUUUGUUCCGCACCAAAAUAUACUUCUUCCUGAUCAGAGCUUACUUUGACAAGGAGUUCAGCAUACAGGAGUUCACGGAGGGAGCGAAGCAGGCCUUCUGUCAUGUUUCCAGGCUGCUGUCAAGGUGUCAGUUUGAAGCUUUGGAAGGACUCGUGGCUGAAGACCUGAUUGCAAAGCUGCAGGAAAAGUGCAGCCUGCUGCCGUCGAGCCACAAGAAAGCGCUCUCUGCAGACUUUGAUGAUAUCAUGUACACAACAACGGGAGAUGUGGGAAUCUACUACGACGAUAACGGGAGAAAGUUUGUCAGUAUCCUGAUGCGUUUCUGGUAUCUGACGAGCGCUCGUAUUCCUGAAGAUGGCUUAAAGGGAACCCGCGUCUUCCAGGUGUCCUUCGGUUCGGAGCAAAAUCCAGAAACUAAGACACUGCUAACUGCAAACUAUGAAUUCCAAAGGGAGUUUACUCAGGGAGUAGCUCCAGACUGGACCAUUACGAGGAUAGAGUACUCCAGGCUUUUGGAUUAAGCUGCUGUUGUUCCUGUGGAAACUAGUCAAGACUCAAAAUUCUCCCCAGUAUUUUCUUUGAUUAAAAUGAAGAAAACUGUCUCAAGAUGAUCCACAGAGGGGAAACCAAGAUGCAUCUCCUCACUGGGAAAGGAAAACCACCAAAAAAACACCAAGGCACACCUGGAUUCAUCUACCUGUCACUGUAGAAUAGACAGCUCAACACACAUUCUCAUAGUUACUGUCCAGAUCUGUCUGCAGUUUGUCUUUGUUUGUUAUCACUUUGGUCAUCAUUGCUGAUAUUCCCCCAUAAAUCAGUGGUCAGAUUUGACGAGGUUUGUGAACUCCUCCUCUUGCAGUUUUGUACAUUCAGGAUCGGGGCCGGAAUAAUUAAAAGAUUUCAAUUCAUUCAUAGCCUUAUUCUGAUGUUGUAACAUCAUAUGGCUUCCCAUGUAUAAUUUUAUUUGGCACCUGUUCUGUCAACUUCUCCCAUCUAUGUAUUCAUUAGUGUCUGAUACUGACAGUGUGGUAUGACAAUGCUGGAAUUCAAUGUGACAGACUUGUUUCCUGACAAAAAAAAGUUUUUUUGUUUUUCAGACUAAAUCUGUUGCAGGUAUCUGACAGGAAAGUACAUGCUGUAUAUGAUCCGUUUGUGUGAACAUGUGUUUGCAAAGGCUGAGGGAGCUCGAUGCAGCUGCAGCAGACUUAUGAUUGUUUUAUUAAAGAACUGAAAAAUCGA
Messenger RNA from Acanthopagrus latus (yellowfin seabream), 1504 nucleotides. It is a transcript of the gene maip1, whose product is annotated as matrix AAA peptidase interacting protein 1. Gene Ontology annotation, cellular component: mitochondrial inner membrane. Gene Ontology annotation, biological process: protein insertion into mitochondrial inner membrane from matrix; inner mitochondrial membrane organization. NCBI's taxonomy places the organism in Eukaryota, Metazoa, Chordata, Actinopteri, Spariformes, Sparidae. Gene Ontology annotation, molecular function: ribosome binding. The transcript is spliced from 5 exons. The record is from RefSeq and is a predicted model, not a curated record. Bases 43 to 786 code for a protein of 247 amino acids.